AUGUAUAGAGCAUUAGGGAACAGUGCAAAUAAUUCUAAAUGUGACGCCACUAUAAUAAUGGACAGUAAUUGGUGGAUCUAUAAGUAUUUCAAUACAUAUAAGGGUGAUAUUCUGAAAGCCUACUGUUACGCAUUGAACAUGGGGAAAAGUGAGGAGCACUACCACAAUCGCUGCGAGUUUUUAUAUUAUUGGAUAAUUGAUAAAAUAAAGGAGCACUUGGGAAAUGAUUAUAGUCUAAAUGCCACCGCGUUAGUUUCUAGUGUACUGAAGAACCUGGGGCAUGGAUGGGAGUGCACUAAUAUAUACCCCAAUAUUAGCAGAAACCUCUUUGAAUAUGGAAAAAAAGUAUUCGAUUUCUCGGUGGAUCAUGAAACUAUAAAAGGGCAAUUAGAAAAAAGUAGCGGUAAAUGUAGUGGGGAAUAUUACAAAUACCUGAAAGCAGUUAAGACGGCUUAUCAGGGAAUACAGAGUAUUUACAACUAUAGUAAGGAGCCGUAUUGUGCCCAUCUUAUAGGGGAGUACAAACGUUAUUUUGAUGAGGACGGGGACUUAGAAUUAGAAUAUGGAGAAGCAACUGAACUGGAACGUGUAUCAGUUAAGAAAGAAGAAGACAAGGAAGAAGCUCAGGAUAAGGACGAUGAGAAUGAGGAAGAGGAAGGUGAUACAGUGUCCACUGCACUUACGAUAGUAGGAGUAGGACUUCCCGCAAUCCUAUUCUUCCUAUAUAAGCAUACCCCCAUAUUUUCUAGAAUACGAAACCACUUUGGAAACAACAGCGUAGGCAGAAGAAUAAAAUCAAUAGAACGUAGAUACAAUAUGGAAAGGGAAAAUUCUACGGAAGGUUCUUCCAUAUUGGGCUCAACAAUAGAAUAUUCAAAUUCUGAUUUAGCGGAAAGUGUUACCGAUCAUUUUACAGUAUAUUCUGUCCCUUAUAUUAGAUAA
Plasmodium cynomolgi strain B is the source of this 942-nucleotide messenger RNA. RefSeq lists its product as hypothetical. The transcript is spliced from 3 exons. The coding region runs from base 1 to 942 and encodes 313 amino acids. NCBI's taxonomy places the organism in Eukaryota, Apicomplexa, Aconoidasida, Haemosporida, Plasmodiidae. The record is from RefSeq and is a predicted model, not a curated record.